Messenger RNA from Adelges cooleyi (spruce gall adelgid), 2416 nucleotides. RefSeq names its product facilitated trehalose transporter Tret1-2 homolog. The transcript has 2 exons. Gene Ontology annotation, biological process: transmembrane transport. Bases 316 to 1809 code for a protein of 497 amino acids. Gene Ontology annotation, molecular function: transmembrane transporter activity. Gene Ontology annotation, cellular component: membrane. NCBI's taxonomy places the organism in Eukaryota, Metazoa, Arthropoda, Insecta, Hemiptera, Adelgidae. The record is from RefSeq and is a predicted model, not a curated record.
CCAACCGUUAGCCAAGUCUAAGGUGCUACACCAGUCAGUUGCGGGAGCUGCAGCAUGCAGCUUUGCUACAAAAAAAAAAUCACCAGUUCUGUUUUCUUCGAAUAAUUCAAAAAUACUUCUUCUCUUCCACUCGUUUUCACAACUCGACCAAACGCUUUCACAGUCGAUACAAUUACGUUAUUGGGGUUUUAUAUAAAUUCGAAACAAAUUACUAUAGCAAUAAGCACAUGGAAAAAAGGAAAUCAAGUAGUUAAGUAAUACUACAUUUCAAUAGGAUUUUGGAUUAUCGACCUAAACUCAUUACUAUUGUAAGCAAUGGAUACCGCCCGGAAGAAAGCCACCGCCAGGCAAACGAUUGCCACGCUAACAGCGAAUCUCGUUACUUUUUCAUACGGCGUUUACUCCGGUUGGCCAGCGACCGUACAACCAGCUUUACAAUCGCCGGCGACACCGCUCGAAGGCCAGCUUUCGGACGACUCCAUUUCGUGGUCGAACAGUUUGGGCUACAUAAGCGCCAUAUUGGGCACGCUGAUUUGGGGCGUUUUGGCGGAAAAGUACGGCCGUAAAGUCACCGGAUACCUGACCAUGGCGCCGUUCCUGAUCAGCUGGGUCGUCCUGCUGCUGACCAAGUCGGAAAUGAGUUUGUUGGUGGCCAGAUUUUUGGGCGGUUUAGGGGGCAGCGGAGCGGCCAUCAACACGCCGAUGUUCGUCGGCGAGGUGAGCGACGAGCACACGAACGCUGCCCUGGGGUCGUUGUUCAUACUCAUGUACAACUUAGGCGUGCUGUACGUGUACGUUUGCGGCACGUGUUUCGGAUACACCAGUUUGAACUCGGCGUGCCUAGUGGUGUCCGUCGUGUUCAUGGUGGUAUGGUACACGAUUCCGGAGUCGCCCACGUGCCUGGUCCGGAAGAACAAACCGGUCGAAGCCAGGGACUCGCUCAAGUGGUUCAGAGGCACCGACACCGACAAGGAGGUGGAAGAGGAGCUGGACUCGUUGACGGUGCGCGGCGACCAGGUGUUGCCGGCCUCGAUGGCCGAUUUCAUGGAAGUGGGCACGGUGAAGGCCAUGAUCAUAGGGUUUAUAUUCCAAACGGGCACGCAGCUUUGCGGUAUCAACGUCAUACUGAGCUACGCGGUCGACAUAUUCGACCAGAGCGGCAGCAAACUGUCGCCGAACGUGUGCACCAUAUUGGUGGGGUUGGUGCAGGUGUGCGGCUCCGUUAUCGGCUGUCUGAUCGUCACAAAGGGCGCGAGAAAGUUGUUCUUGAUCAGCACGUACAGCGCGGCCGCCGUUUCUUUGUACAUAAUGGGCGGCUGCUUCUACGCCACUUCGUUCUACAAGGACGUCAACACCGGACUGCUGCCGGUGGCCUGUCUGUCCGCGCACGUGAUCGCCUUCUCCCUCGGGCUCGGAAUGGUGCCGUACAUCGUCUACACGGAAAUCUUCAAGCCGAACGUCCGCAACGUCUGCAUGUCCGCGCUCAUGUUCUGGAACAACGCACUGGGAUUCGGCGUGCUCAAAGCGUAUCCGUACAUGCAGGACAGCCUGCACAUAUCCGGCUGUUUCUGGCUGUUCGCGUUGGCCUGCACUGUGAUGGCGCCCGUCACGUACUUGUUCGUUCCCGAGACCAGGAACAAGUCGUUCGAAUACAUCAACAAUCAACUACAGCUGUGGUUCUCCGGCUUGGAAACCAAAGCCAAGUCCGUUACCUCGCUGACCGUAAAAAACACCAAAGUCGUCGUGGUGGAAUCCAAAGACAAAAAAGUUUACAUGGAAAACAAUCAAAUAUGUUCGAACGAACCUUGACGGACCUUGACUAGGAAGAAGAAUACACUUACAUUUCGACACGUUCCUCUUAAUAAUAAUUAUAAUAAUUAACGAUAACAAAAAAAAAAGAGAGAGAGAGAGAGAAUUGGAACCCCGAUACGAAUUUAUUGUAGAUUAUUACUUGUUUAUUUUGAUUUUUUUUUUUUAAAUAUUGUCUAUAGUUUUUUUUACUUGUGUUAAAUAGGAAUUGUACAUAUUUUGUUCGAUUAGUGAGAAAUAAUUUUUAGUAUUUAAAGUUUACCUAUAUAUUAUAUGUAUAAUACAUUUUAGUCUGUAAGAAUAACGAGUAUUAUGAUAAUUUCUGGUAAUUAGUUGGAUUUUUUACGUAUAUUAUGUGUAUACAUAUAUUAUUAUUAUUUCAUUGAUGCCAAUUGAUCGUGAUUGACUUAUCCGUCAUUGUCUUUUUACAACUUUUUAAUAAUUAUAAAUGUUUAUAUUUUUUUUCUAUAUAUAUAUUUUUUAUAUACCGCGUGUACACAACGUUAUACAUAACGAUUCUUAUUAUUACUAUUAUUAUUUUUUGUUAAUUUUUUUUUUAACUAUUAAUUAUUUAUAAAUAUAUACAUACAUUUUCUUUUGCAUACAA